Messenger RNA from Salvia miltiorrhiza (redroot sage), 708 nucleotides. RefSeq lists its product as uncharacterized. The record is from RefSeq and is a predicted model, not a curated record. The transcript has 3 exons. Bases 1 to 708 code for a protein of 235 amino acids. NCBI's taxonomy places the organism in Eukaryota, Viridiplantae, Streptophyta, Magnoliopsida, Lamiales, Lamiaceae.
AUGAUAAUAUUGGCAUACGGAACAGGAGUAGACUUGCACGAUGAAUACAUUCGAAUGAGCGCACAAACUAUAAGAAAAUCAGUUGAAAAAUUCGUACAAGGUGUAGUUUCCAACUUGGGUGAGGAGUACCUCAGAAGGCCAAUCGAAGAUGAUCUUGCUUAUCUAUUAACUCUAUGUUCAAGAAAUGAUAUCAACGUGCUUGAACAAUCUCCCGUUUUCAAAUAUAUAUUGGAAGGUCGAGCACCAAAGGCAACAUUUGUGAAAUCUGUUAAUGGUCCACAAACUCGAAAGCAUCAACUGUUUGCUCAACAUCAAGAGGCUGCUCGAAAAGAUGUUGAGCGAUCGUUUGGAGUUUUACAAGCCCGUUUCAAUUUUAUCAAACGACCAUGUCUCAUGUGGGAUCGUGAUAUGAUGGGAAAAGUAAUGCUUGCUUGCAUUACUAUGCACAAUAUGAUUGUGGAAGACGAGCGGCACACUUGCCUAAAUUACUGUGAUCCUAAAGAAUUUAUGGAAGUUAGAAUGUUUAAUAGCCAAAGUGGAGAUGUUGAAGCUAAUGAUGAUCCCAAUUUUAAAUUUUCAACAGAACGGAUUGCAAGUCUAGCUAGCAAUAUGAGGAACAAAGUACAACUUCGUAACAUGGAAGCUCACAAUGCUCUAAAAAACGACUUGAUCGAACAUAUUUGGCAAAAGUUUGGCCCUGAAAAUUGA